GUAGAGCUCUUUAAUGUUAAAAAGGUGAGAAAACGUCAUAGAAACAUGUAAAUAUACCAAUAUUACGUCUUGAAAUUUUGUCGUCUGCUGCAUUUCCUUUUAAUAUGGAGACGAUGGAAGUAAAAAAGAAAGCUAGGGCACAAAAUUGGACCGCUGAGGAAGAAGUUCUGUUAAUAGAGGAAGUGAAAGCGAGAGCAGAAAUCCUCUUUGGACCUCUGAAGGGUUGUGGAAAGUCCGAAAAGAUUAAAGAAAUAAAAGACAGAGAAUGGCAAAUGGUUGCUGACAAGUUAAAUUCACAAUUCGACAACAAGAUGAGAGGUCUGGAGGAAGCGAAGAAAAAAUAUUACAACAUUAAACAGAGAAGCAAAGAAAAACUUGAUUCAGUCAAAAAGCCCAAGACAGGAGGAGGUCCACCCCUCCCACCACUAACACCUGGGGAAGAGACUUUUCUGAACUUGUCAGUAGGCCAACCAAAUGUCCAUGGUUUAAAUGGAGGUGUUGAUUCUGAUGAGCAGCAGAUUACCAACUCCAUUCAAAAUGAAAACAAUACUUUCUGGUGAAAAGCGGUAUCUUUGGAAGAUUUCGUCCUCCUCCAGACUCUCAAGAGGAUUACUAAGGUCCCGAAAUACCCGAGGUCAUCUUAAAAUGCGCUGAUUUUGUCUCCUCUGACGUCUGCGUCUGAUCAUAGCAGCCAUUUUUAAUGCUUGAGAACGUUCUUAAGUCUGCAUUUUUGUAGACUCAAAUAUUUGAGAAUAAAACUGAUUUUGAGAAUUUUUUUUGUGCUCAACCUUUUUAUGACGGCCGCUGAGUCUGAGAAUGGGGAAGUUGAGAACAUUCUCAGACUUGAGAAUAUUCUCAGACUUAAGUAUGUUUUAUGACGGCGGGGCCAGAUCAUACAAACUGUUUCUAUUAAUUUUAAAUAGAUAUAUAACAUGCCCACAAAAUAAUUGCAUUAUUAUUUUUUUUAGAAUGUACGUCAUCAAUGUUCUCCCAAAGGAAAGUGAGCAAAAACUUAUCCAGAGAAUCAACAGCACAUUUUUGUGAAACUUUUUAAAAUGCGCAGGAGAAAUAGGAUUACGAAGAAGAGAAGCUUUGUCAUAAUUUUUUAUAGUAUGAAUUAAAUGCAAUUUCUCAUAUA
Messenger RNA from Ostrea edulis (European flat oyster), 1138 nucleotides. RefSeq lists its product as uncharacterized. The transcript is spliced from 5 exons. Lineage: Eukaryota; Metazoa; Mollusca; Bivalvia; Ostreida; Ostreidae. Gene Ontology annotation, cellular component: nucleus. The record is from RefSeq and is a predicted model, not a curated record. Bases 105 to 560 code for a protein of 151 amino acids.